AUGGAACCCCGCACCGGUUACCGGUGUCUGCUCCCCGAACCCCCACGGUACCGAGCGACCCGCACCGGUUACCGGUGUCUGCCCCCCGAACCCACACGGUACCGGGCUCCGGCAGCCGCCCCUCCCGCGGCAUCCCCGGCGCGGCUGCGGAGCCCCGGGGCCAUCACCCCAUAUCAGAGCCCCCCGGGGCCACCACCCCAUCAUCAGCGCCCCCCGGGGCCAGCACCCCAUCAUCAGUGCCCCCCGGGCCAUCACCCCAUCAUCAGAGCCCCCCGGGGCCAGCACUCCAUCAUCAGAGCCCCCCCGGGCCAUCACCCCAUCAUCAGCGCCCCCCGGGGCCAGCACCCCAUCAUCAGAGCCCCCCGGGCCAUCACCCCAUCAUCAGAGCCCCCCGGGGCCACCACCCCAUCAUCAGCGCCCCCCGGGGCCCCUCGCCCCAUCAGGGGCUGGAAACGGAGCGGAACCGAGCAGAGAACAGGGCCGGGAGCAGCGGGACCGGCGGGGGAAGCUGCGGAGCGGGCCGGGAGCAGCGGGGCCGGGAGCAAAGGAUCGCGGAGCAUUGGUUCGGGGAGCAGCGGGGCCGGGGAGCCGCGGUUCGGAGAGCAGCGGGGCCGGGAGCAGCGGGGCCGGGAGCAUCGGUUCGGGGAGCAGCGGGGCCGGCAGCACCGGAUCGCGGAGCAUCGGUUCGGGGAGCAGCGGGGCCGGGAGCACCGGAUCGCGGAGCAUCGGUUCGGGGAGCAGCGGGGCCGGGGCGCUGCCGCCGGCGGAGGUCGCGAUCGCGGGCACAGCGACAGCCCCGCCGCGGCCGCCCCUGUGCCCAUCCCCGGGCCGCAGGCGGCACCGUUUUGUGUGCAAUCUGGGCUGUUCGGUGCCGUUGUGCCACCCUCGCUCCAGGAGCGGCUGGGAACAGCGGGCAGCCCCGGGCGUGGCGCUGGGGAUCUCCGUGCGGGCACCCCUCGGUGUCCAUCCUCGGUGUCCGCACAGGCACACGGUGUUCCGCAUUUCUGCACACGAAGGGGGGUCGGGCACGGGAAGGGCUGCCCGGGGAGCUGGCGGAGUCUCCGUGCCCCGAGGUGUUUAGGGAAUGCGCUCGGUGCCAUGCUCCGGUUGACGUGGUGGUGUUAUGUCACAGGAUGGACUCGGGGAUCUCAGAGGGCUUUUCCAACCUAACCGAUUCUGUGAUUUGUUUCAGCCACUCCUGGGAAUGGCUAUUUGCUUUUUAAAGACUCAUUUGUUUACCGAAAUAAACCUGGGAAGUACA
This is a messenger RNA of Onychostruthus taczanowskii (white-rumped snowfinch), 1261 nucleotides long. Its product is annotated as translation initiation factor IF-2-like. The record is from RefSeq and is a predicted model, not a curated record. Lineage: Eukaryota; Metazoa; Chordata; Aves; Passeriformes; Passeridae. The coding region runs from base 1 to 1170 and encodes 389 amino acids. The transcript has 4 exons.